AAGCGUGCUAAGCAAUGUAAGGCCAAAAAACAAAUCGAUUUUUGACAAAUAGUUGUUCGUGUUUACAAAACUAUCGGUAAACGAUUUCCUUCAAGCAUCAGUGUAUGGACAGCGUAUGUGCGAGCCACAGCAUCAAUGCGAACUCUGCGAAACAAUGGACUUUCUUCAAAUUUUUAUACUAACCGUAUACAUGACACAAGUCGUAAGAACAAAAUCGAGGUCGAAGAAAUACAAAUCGUCGUCUUCAGACGAGGACAGCAUAGAGAACCUCCUGUACUACAAGGAUUGCCAGCGGCAGGGCAAGACGGAGGCCCCACCAAAAUCCGCCCCAAUGAUAUAUGAAGCACGAACACCACCGCCACCGCCACCACCCCCCAGGCAGCCAGAAUGUCCUUUCCCAAAGAUGUGUUGCGCCCUAACCUGCGGCAACGAAUGCGGCGUGGGUGGGGGUGGUAGUAUCGGUGGUGGGGGAAACUACCCAUCAGCAGGUUACAUGAGACAUUCAGAAUUUAAUAACUUCCAGCCGAUCCAGAGUUUACAACCAAUGAUUCAACAACCUCAUCAGCCGGGGAUGGGUAUUCAACAGCAAAUGAUACAAAGGAGAAAAAAGAAGGUGAAACUGCCUCCACCCAAGAUACAAGCACCACCGCAGACAAGAAGAGACUUCUCAGGGUUUACCAAAGAGAAGAUAAAAGGGUUGAUCGCCCAGGACAAUGAUAUCAGGAAGAUUCUGAAGGAUUUGGUCACGGUCACCAUGCAGAAGGUGGAUCUGCUAGACAUGAUCAAUUCGAAUAGAAAGGAUGAUGAGGACGUCACAGAGAUGACGUCACCGGCUCCUGUGUUCAAUUUAGAGGAAUAUGAUGAAUGA
Molecule: messenger RNA, 868 nt
Organism: Spodoptera frugiperda (fall armyworm)
Lineage: Eukaryota; Metazoa; Arthropoda; Insecta; Lepidoptera; Noctuidae
Exons: 2
Coding region: 116-868 (250 amino acids)
Source: RefSeq, a predicted model, not a curated record